UCGGGCUCAUCCCCGCCUUUCCCGGCCCCGGGUGUCCCCGUGACAAGGCAGCGCGGAGCCGCCGCGGGCCGGGCUCAUCCAGCCACAGCGGCCCUGGGGCCGAACAGGGGCAAGGCGGGGAGGGAGCAGCGCCCAGCCGGGCUCGGAACGUGGCCAGAAUGGUGCUGGAAGGAAACCCUGAAGUGGGGGCCCCUCGAACCUCAGACCUCCAGCACCCUGGGAACAAGGGGUCCUGUGUUCUCUCCUCUCCCGGUGAAGAUGCACAGCCAGGCGAGGAGCCCAUCAAGUAUGGCGAGCUCAUCGUUCUGGGAUGCUGUGAGGAAGGAGGUGAGAAAACCGAGGCUCAGAGAGGGGAAGUGACUGGCCCAAGGGCACACAGCUGCUAUAAUGGCUGUUUGGCAAGUGGGGACAAGGGCCGCCGGCGAAGCCGCCUCGCACUGAGCCGCCGACCACAUGCCAAUGGUGUGAAGCCAGACGUCAUGCACCACAUCUCCACGCCGCUCGUCUCCAAGGCACUGAGUAACCGAGGCCAGCACAGCAUCUCAUACACGCUGUCCCGGAGCCACUCGGUCAUCGUGGAGUACACACAUGACAGUGACACAGACAUGUUCCAGAUUGGCCGCUCCACGGAGAACAUGAUCGACUUUGUGGUAACAGACACAUCCCCAGGAGGAGGGGCCACUGACGGUCCUUCUGCCCAGAGCACCAUCUCCCGCUAUGCCUGCCGCAUCCUCUGUGACCGCCGGCCACCCUAUACAGCCCGCAUCUAUGCUGCUGGCUUCGAUGCCUCCAGCAACAUCUUCCUUGGAGAGCGGGCAGCCAAAUGGCGGACCCCUGAUGGCCUGAUGGAUGGCCUGACCACCAAUGGAGUCCUAGUGAUGCACCCAGCAGGUGGCUUCUCGGAGGACUCAGCUCCGGGUGUCUGGCGAGAGAUCUCGGUCUGCGGGAACGUAUAUACACUACGGGAUAGCCGCUCUGCCCAGCAGCGGGGGAAGCUGGUAGAAAAUGAAUCCAAUGUGCUGCAGGACGGCUCCCUCAUCGACCUGUGCGGGGCCACACUGCUGUGGCGCACUCCGGCGGGGCUGCUGCGGGCACCCACACUGAAGCAGCUGGAGGCCCAGCGCCAGGAGGCAAAUGCAGCACGGCCUCAGUGCCCUGUGGGGCUGAGCACCCUGGCUUUCCCCAGUCCAGCCCGUGGCCGCACAGCUCCCGACAAGCAGCAGCCCUGGGUCUAUGUGCGUUGUGGUCAUGUCCAUGGCUACCAUGGUUGGGGCUGCCGGAGGGAGCGGGGGCCCCAGGAGCGUGAAUGUCCUCUCUGCCGCCUUGUGGGGCCCUAUGUGCCCCUGUGGCUUGGCCAGGAGGCUGGCCUCUGCCUGGACCCUGGGCCCCCCAGCCAUGCCUUUGCGCCCUGCGGCCAUGUCUGCUCUGAGAAGACUGCCCGCUACUGGGCCCAGACACCACUGCCCCACGGCACCCAUGCUUUCCAUGCCGCCUGCCCCUUUUGUGGGGCCUGGCUCACUGGUGAGCAUGGUUGUGUCCGCCUCAUUUUCCAGGGGCCACUAGACUAGGUUCCCUGGGGCCCCCAGCUGCUGCAUCCACCUGCCCACCCAGGCCCCCCAUCUCCUGAAGCCCAGAGGGAGUGCUGCAUGUGGGAUAUUACCUGCUGGCACAUGGCCAUGCCAGAUAGACAUGUUGGAUGGACUGUGCCCCUCCCGCCUAAGUCUGGAGGUCCCCAGGAUCUCUAUACCGCCAUCAUACUGAUGGGACCUUCAGCACCAGCUCUGCCCUGGGCUAAUAGAGGGAAGUCCAGUCUCAUGUCCCUGCCCACCCUGGGCCGUCCCACGUCAUGCCGCCUACACUGUGUGCCCCUGGGGGGGUGAAGGGGCCCAGGGCCCCUGACCCCCAGCUUAGGCUGUCUGCGCCCUGAGCCUGCCAACCCGGUUCCAGAUAUUCGUCCUUCCUGCUGCCCUCCUGGGUUCUUCUAUAAACCUCAAUGCUCAGCCGCCCUCAC
This is a messenger RNA of Nycticebus coucang (slow loris), 2011 nucleotides long. It is a transcript of the gene PELI3, whose product is annotated as pellino E3 ubiquitin protein ligase family member 3. Gene Ontology annotation, biological process: regulation of Toll signaling pathway; protein K63-linked ubiquitination. The record is from RefSeq and is a predicted model, not a curated record. NCBI's taxonomy places the organism in Eukaryota, Metazoa, Chordata, Mammalia, Primates, Lorisidae. The coding region runs from base 159 to 1568 and encodes 469 amino acids. The transcript has 8 exons. Gene Ontology annotation, molecular function: ubiquitin protein ligase activity; protein binding.